This is a messenger RNA of Canis lupus familiaris (dog), 1303 nucleotides long. It is a transcript of the gene HPF1, whose product is annotated as histone PARylation factor 1. The record is from RefSeq and is a predicted model, not a curated record. NCBI's taxonomy places the organism in Eukaryota, Metazoa, Chordata, Mammalia, Carnivora, Canidae. Bases 348 to 1187 code for a protein of 279 amino acids. Gene Ontology annotation, molecular function: histone binding; poly-ADP-D-ribose binding. The transcript has 9 exons. Gene Ontology annotation, cellular component: nucleus. Gene Ontology annotation, biological process: regulation of protein ADP-ribosylation; DNA damage response.
CGCGGGUUCUGAUUCUGUGAGCCCGCGGGGGGCCUGAGGUUCCGAAUAUCUAACACUCUCCCCAGAAUGCUGACGUUGAUGGUUCUGCGACUACACUUUGCAUAUGGCACGGGCUAGUAAGCGCGAUCCAGACCGUAACACGGCUGACAGAGAAACCGUGAGGGAAACCGAUUUGCUUGCGAGAGUGUGAAAAAACAGUUGAUGUGAAGAAGAGUAAACCCUGUGAAGCUGAUGUCUCCAGUGACCUUCGAAAAGAAGUAGAAAAUCAUUAUAAGCUUUCUCUGCCUGAAGAUUUCUAUCACUUCUGGAAGUUCUGUGAAGAGCUUGAUCCUGAAAAGCCAGCUGUAAUGAGACAAGAUUCACUUUCCACAAGCCUUGGACUUCAGUUAGUGGGUCCUUAUGAUAUCCUUGCCGGAAAACAUAAAAUGAAAAAAUCAGCAAGCCUGAAUUUUAACCUUCACUGGAGAUUUUACUAUGAUCCUCCGGAGUUCCAGACCAUUAUUAUUGGAGAUAAUAAAACUCAAUUCCACAUGGGAUAUUUCAGGGAUUCUCCUGAUGAACUUCCUGUAUAUGUUGGUACAAAUGAAGCAAAGAAAAACUGCAUAAUUGUUCAAAAUGGAGAUAAUGUGUUUGCUGCAAUCAAAUUAUUUCUGAUGAAAAAACUUAAGGAAGUAACAGAUAAAAAGAAAAUUAGUCUCUUGAAAAACAUAGAUGAAAAACUCACAGAAGCAGCCAGAGAACUGGGGUACUCACUGGAACAGAGAACCAUGAAGAUGAAACAGAGAGAUAAGAAAGUCGUGACAAAGACCUUUCAUGGUGCAGGCUUGGUUGUUCCAGUAGAUAAAAAUGAUGUUGGGUACAGAGAACUCCCUGAAACAGAUGCCAACCUCAAGAGAAUUUGCAAGACCAUCGUUGAGGCACCUAGUGAUGAGGACAGACUAAAAGCUUUUGCUCCCAUCCAGGAAAUGAUGACUUUUGUGCAGUUCGCUAAUGAUGAAUGUGACUAUGGUAUGGGGCUUGAGCUAGGAAUGGAUCUCUUUUGUUACGGCUCACACUAUUUUCAUAAAGUUGCUGGCCAGCUUUUACCUCUUGCAUAUAAUCUUUUGAAGAGGAAUCUCUUUGCAGAAAUUAUUGAAGAACAUUUGGCAAACAGAAGUAAAGAGAACAUAGACCAACUCGCAGCCUGAGAGUCGGCUUCCUUUCAGUGUACAGUACUUUAAAGCAUUAGUAUUAAACUUGUGAUUUUUUUUGUUUUGUUUUUAAGGAAUACAGAAAAUAAAUUGAUGGAAACCUAUACCAAAAA